Neoarius graeffei (lesser salmon catfish) is the source of this 4349-nucleotide messenger RNA. RefSeq names its product required for meiotic nuclear division 1 homolog (gene rmnd1). Lineage: Eukaryota; Metazoa; Chordata; Actinopteri; Siluriformes; Ariidae. Bases 2885 to 4168 code for a protein of 427 amino acids. The record is from RefSeq and is a predicted model, not a curated record. Gene Ontology annotation, biological process: positive regulation of mitochondrial translation. The transcript is spliced from 12 exons.
CAUCAAUACCGGAAGUGCGGCCGCCAUUCAUUUAUUGAAAACACUACUUUAUGUAAAGAUGUUAGAGCCUGAAUUGUGUACACAGAAAGUAGCUCAUUAGGUAAAUUCAGAUGUGAUAAUUAUAUACAGUGUCUUCUGCAAGAGCGCAUUUGACCCAAAACCAAUACGAUCGUGUGUUUUGAUCUAAACGGAAAGCCUCAGGGUCAAGGUCACUACCUCACCAAAAGUAGGAACUUUAAAAUCACUACGCCAUAUAAAAAUUUAGUUAUAAAUCUGCGAUUUUGUUUUUUAAAACGAAAGCUGAAAGUUAGGUCUAGAAUCUGUUUCUUACAGAAUAUGUUACGAUGGUAGCUGGUCUUGUAUGAAUUUCUGAGCUAUAAAAUGAGUUGUGGUCUAUUUUUUACCGUAGCGUGUUAUAUGUGUGCGGGGAAGGACACACAUUAACAGUUUGCAUGUGUAGAAUGGAAUUUUCCACUCCAACAGUUAGAAGUUGAUCGUGCUUCCAUUUGCGGUCUUUCUGUUACGCGGGUGAUCUGUUUGGAUGUUAUCACUGAAAAGGUGAGUUUUGACAGUUUUAUUUUGUUUUAGUCUUGCAGUAUAAGGCAAUAGAAUGCUUAUUUUUCAUCUUACUUUCAUAUUUCGUAGUGUUUGCGUAUUUUUGGCCAAUAUUUUGCAACCAUGGUCAAUUUAGAUUGAACUUUUUUUUUUAAAGAUUUUUUUGGGCUUUUUUCACCUUUAUUGGAUAGGACAGUGUAGAGAUAGGAAAUGAGCUGGAGAGAGAGAGACGGGGAGGGAUCGGGAAAUGACCUCGGGUCGGAAUUGAACCCGGGUCCCCGGAUUUAUGAUAUGGCGCCUUAGUCGACUGAGCCAUGGCGCCCCCAAUUUAGAUUGAACUUUUGAUAGAAUCUACGGCCAGUCAUUUUGCCCCACCCCCGCGGUAGUGAUGUCCCGUUGCUCGCGCACCGCAUCAGAGACCUGCGCGACCUUCAGCCGGUACAGUCGCUGUUCUUUUACCACCACCGUUAUUCUCAUCUUUCCGGUGUGUUCUUGAUUUUUCCAUUGUGUCCUAUUUCGCCAUAUCAAAUACCCAAAAUGUAUCAUAUUAUUCAUAUUUAAGUGAAUAAUCAAUUCAGUCAUCAUAACUUGGCAUUUUUAACCCAAGCAAUCAAAAAGAGGAAAUUUAUUCAAUAUUUUCACUCAUCUGUGAAGGAGGGGCUUUAAUUCUUCAUGCUGUAGUUAUUUUAUAUGGAAAUCAAUUUUACAAAAGCAUUUGAAUUGUAAUCAAGAAAUUUUCCACAGUGGAGGCCAGAUAAAGCAAGAUACUAUUAAACAUGACAAAAGAAACAUUGAGUGUUAGGUAAAUGCAAAAAAAUAGUAAAAUUAGAAAAUUUAUUUUUUUACCAUAAUGUCCCAAAUGAGAGACCAGUUUCUGAGACGGAUCCAUAUCAGAACACAUUUUUGAUGACCCCACACACUGUAUACACCACACCCACACGCUGUGUACACACACACUACACUGCACCCACACACACACACAGACACACACAUUUAUAUUACAUAUAGGAUGUUCGGGUCCACUGGACCUGGGGCUAAUAAAAGUGUGUACUUUCACUCUGUCCUCCUCCUGUCUGGGCCUGCUGUUAGUGUGUGAGAGUUUGUGUUUCUGCCCCUGCCGUUCAAGCACCGACACCUGUCUGCUCUCACAUUCUUGCACAUUUUACCCUCUAUCUUGUGGGAACCAAGACAGAGGUUCCCAUAAAUUGGGGCGGAACACAAUAAAUAUAGCUUUUCCAAUGUGGUUCCUUAUCACAAAAGAUUCUCUGCUCAGAUGGCCUUGCAAAUGAUUUUGGAAGAGAGAGAAGCUUUUGAUGAUGGUGUAGAGGAAGAAGUUUCAGGACGUGAGGAUCACAUUUCUGAAAAUUCAGAGUCUGACAGUGACUUUGAAGAAGAGGAUGAGAUGGAGCAUCAGCCAGUCCCAAAACAAAGACAAGCAUGGGGAUGAUGUGUUGUAUAGACUGGCAUGGUUACUGUAUGUGUUCAGCUUGCACUGUGUAAACUGAACUUGUUUGUUUGAUCUGUAACUGCUUAUCCCAUGUGGGGUUGCAGGGGGGCAAGCUGGAGCGUAUCCCAGCUGACCACAGGCAAGAGGCAGGGUACACCCUGGACAAGUUGCCAGCUCAUCGUAGGGCUGACACACAUAGACACAAACAACCAUUCACACUCAAUUUAGAGCCACCAAUUAACCUAACCUGCAUAUCUUUGGACUGUGGGGGAAACCCACGCAGAGAACAUGCAAACUCCACACAGAAAGGCCCUCGUUGGCCGCUGGGUUCGAACCCAGAACCUUCUUGCUGUGAGGCGACAGUGCUAACCACUACACCACCAUGCUGCUGUAAACUGAACUAAAUGGGUUAAAUUUCUAGUGAAAUUCAAAGAAAUAAAAAUCAAUUGUUAUAAAAAAAAACCUUGCAUAAUUUGUAAAUUUGAAGAUAAACAUCUUUUUUCCACUCAUAUCUUGACUAUAAUUUUUCUUUUUGUAAAAAUAAAUUUUAUUAAAAAACAAACAAAAAACAAGUAGCACUUUUUUUUUUAAAUAAAUGUAAUCUAACAAAGGUAAAGGGCAAAUAUUAACCAUGUAUGCUGUUUAUAUUGCUUGUAAUUGGGGUGAAGUAAACAUCUGUUAAGUAUUUCAUGUAAAAUUGUUUGAUUGUGUUGAAUUUAAAACACCAAAAUGCAGCAGGUCCACCAGACCCACGAACACUGGCUGAGUAACAAAAAUAUGAACACCACACAAGGGUUAAAUGAAUCUACCGAUACUGCAAGAAAACUCCUAGCUGACUAAUGAUGCAAUCACAAUGUUUAUUAUUUAUACAGGUAGCUAGGUAUGCUAGCUAGGUCUUUGGCAGUUUUGUCACCGAGGAUAUUGCAUCAGCCUUUGGAGAGGACACUUUACUCCAGAUUAGUCCCUGGAACAGCACUAAGGCCGUUGCAAUGUCCAGGCUCUGGGCUCAGGUGCUGUCUACCAAACGUGCUGUCCUGCAAAGCCUCAUCACACAAACUUCACACACACUGCAAGAACAAUCACACCAUCACAUUUAGUGAUGUCUGGUCUUGUGGACUGCAAAAAAAAACCUUGCACAGACUCGUUUUUAACCCAAAACAUGGCAUAAUAUUCAAACCAUGGAAUAUACACAGAACAUUUCAGUCCACCACUGGAACCUGGAAAUCUGUGCUGAAGCAGACGAGUAUGCCUGGCAAAAAGACAUUAAAGGGACCAAGGACAAAACAGCCAUCCAGAGCCAACCUGCCAGCUCCAGAAGAGGAUAUGAUGCAAAGUGUUGCCUAUGCAACAGCAGAACAGUACCACUUGCCUACUCUCUGUUAUGACCUAAUAGCUAAUGGCUUUUUUGAAAUAAGAGACUUGCCCAGAGAUGCAGCUAAUGUUCUGGUGAUUGGAACAGAAAUGGCAGCAAAACCAGAUGACACUGCUAUGAUGUUUUUCUUCAGGGAGGGCUCAGUGGUUUUCUGGAAUGUUGAUGAGAAAACUAUAAAGAAAGUGAUGCGGAUAUUGGAGCAACAUGAGAUUCAGCCAUACGAGGUGGCUUUGGUUCACUGGGAAAAUGAAGAGAUCAAUUACUCAAUAGAAGAGGGAAACACAAAGCUCCACCGGGGAAACUUCAUAUUUAAUAGUGAUAUGGACUACGAGCAAGUCCUUCUGGAGAAAUUUGCAUUUUCUAAUGCCCUGUCUCUAUCAGUUAAGCUGGCGAUAUGGGAGAUCUCUCUGGAUAACUUUGUUGAAUCUAUUCAGCCAAUUCCGGAGACAUUAAAGUCUGGGAAGUCAGUCAAACUGUCCAGGGCAGAGGUCUUGCAGAAAAUAGGAGAACUGUUUUCUCUGAGGCACUGCAUUAAUCUCAGUUCAGAUCUUCUCAUCACUCCUGAUUUCUACUGGGACAGAGAGGAUCUGGAACAACUGUAUGACAAAACAUGUCAGUUUCUCAGUAUCAACCGUAGGGUUAAGGUUGUGAAUGAAAAACUGCAGCACUGCACUGAACUGACAGACCUGAUGAGGAAUCAUCUUAGUGAAAAGCACAGUCUCCGACUGGAGUGGAUGAUUGUAAUCCUGAUCACUAUUGAGGUGAUGUUUGAACUUGCUCGUGUGGUCUUCUGAGGAAACAAAAGUCUUUGAAGAGGACGACAUGGUGAAAUCAGCCAACUAUAAAAUUUCAGUGUUCAUACAGCUUGGCUGCAUCUUUUUGAACCUCUAAUCAGUAGACUGUUGUCAGAUGCUUGCUCUGGUACUCUGUUGUGCUGUAAGUUUUUAUUAGAUAAAUAAAUUUUUAAUGUACAAA